Pezoporus flaviventris is the source of this 1615-nucleotide messenger RNA. RefSeq names its product glycosylated lysosomal membrane protein (gene GLMP). The transcript has 6 exons. Gene Ontology annotation, cellular component: lysosome. NCBI's taxonomy places the organism in Eukaryota, Metazoa, Chordata, Aves, Psittaciformes, Psittacidae. The coding region runs from base 7 to 1188 and encodes 393 amino acids. The record is from RefSeq and is a predicted model, not a curated record.
CGCAACAUGGCGGCGGCCGUGGUGCUGCUGCUGCUGCUCCCGCGGGCACGGGGCCCGUGUGAGAGCCGCCGCUGCCCGCAGGUGUCCCUGCAGUACAACCCCGGCUGGAACGGCUCCUCGGUGAACCUGCUCCACGUGCGGGCCGUGGGCGCCGCGGACACCCUGCACUACGUGUGGAGCAGCAUCGGCGGCCCCGCCGUGCUCCUGCUGGCCUCCCGGAGCAGCACCAGCGCCCUGGGCAUCGACUGGACCCGGCUCCUCUCGCCUGCCCCCGCCGGCGCCGUCUGGAUCGAGCCCCCCGGCAGCGUCACCCACGCGGCCGCCGUUGUCUUCACCAAGGUGUUUGAGUACAGCGAGGCUGGAGCCCAGGAGGAGCUUUUCUACCCCACCUACGACCUCUCCGACUUCUCCUGGGCCAGCAUCAAUGGCACCCUGAACCACACAGCGCUGACGGCCGAGUUCUCCGGUGUCCCAGCGGCUGAUCCCGGUGGCAGCUUCUCCAACGGCAGCGUCGCCUUCCGGGUCACAGCCUACGAGGCCGGCGGCCGCGACGAGGCCCUGCCCAGCCUCCUGCACACAGCGAACAGCUCCAAGGUGGAGUUCGUCCUGGCCGGGGUGGCCCCGCGGGGCAACGGCUCCCGCUUCGCGCUGGAGGUGGCGGCGGUGGAGGAGCCGGGGCUGGCGCCGGCGCUGCGGGCGCUGCGCUCCAUCGAUGACGAGUACACCCCGACCGUCUUCGAGGUGCUCUCCCUGGCAGCCCAGGCCCAGAACGAGAGCUCGGCGCGAAGCUUCCUGCAGUGGAAGGCGACCGCCUACGGCUCCCGGCGGCCCCGGCGCGAGGACCGGAUCCGCUGCCGCUCCCAGGGGCUGCGAGCGGCCAACUGGAGCCUGCCCGCGUCCAGCCUCGUCCGGGCCUACUUCGGGGACGGGGCCGGCAGCAGCUACAGCGUCAGCGCCGUCAACAUCUCCUUCGGCGGAGAGGAGGGGAAGGUUUACGAGGAGAAGCGGUUCCUGAGCUGGUCGGCGCUGCUGGGCUUCGGGCAGCCCCCCCAGGACACCUUCUCCCCCCUCGUCAUCUCCAUCAUGGCCGUGGCGCUGGGCACCCCGGUGCUGCUGCUGCUGCUGGGCGGCUGCGCGCUCCUCUGCGCCCGCAGGCGGCGCUACUCCGAGUACGAGCCCAUCAACUGAGUGGGCUGAGCCCCGAGGGACCCCCAGGACCACCCUUGGCUGCUGCAGGGGCUCCUCUGCCCUCCCCUUGGAGCCCUUCCCUUCACCCCACAGCCCAGGCUCGGAGGGGACCCGGGUGCCCGUUGCGGUUUCCCACAUCCUGGCUCCCUCCUUCCCAUUCCUCUUCCUGCCCCAAUCCUCGUCCCAUUGCUCCCCCUCUGCUCCUGCUCCACCCAGCCAAGGGAAGGGACUGGAGGGGGGUGCUGAUUCCCAAGGGAUAAACCCACUGGUGCCGGGUUCGCAGCCCGUGGAGCUGUGCUGGCCCUCGGGAGGGCUCAGGCAGUGGCUUCAGCUCAGUUGGGUCCUGCUCUGCCUCGGCUGCAGCCGGGGCUCGGAGCCGGGAUCUGGGUGCAGGAGGCCACGGACAAGGUGCUCUUUGGGUGCUCGG